Messenger RNA from Mesorhabditis spiculigera, 1418 nucleotides. NCBI's taxonomy places the organism in Eukaryota, Metazoa, Nematoda, Chromadorea, Rhabditida, Rhabditidae. The record is from the annotation of a GenBank genome assembly.
AUGGCCAAUGACUCGACUUUCAUCUGCGGGGUCAUCGAAGGCUUCUACGGCCGCCCCUGGACGCAGGACCAGCGUGUGGACCUCUACAAGAAGCUGGAGCACUACCAGCUGAACUGCUACGUGUACGCGCCGAAGGACGACCUGAAACAUCGGCUCUCCUGGCGGGAACUUUACACCGACGAGGAGGCCGAGAGUCUUCGUCACCUCAUCGCCGAGGCGCGCCUUCACAAUCAAAUGUUCGUCUACGCUCUCUCGCCCGGCAACGACAUCCGCUAUUCGGACGAGGGUGACAUUAAUGCAACGAGGCGCAAGUUGGAGCAGGUCCAAUCUCUGGGAUGCACCAGCUUCGCUCUGCUGUUUGACGACAUCCCCAAGGAGAUGCACCGCGCCGACCAAGAUCGCUACGACUCCUUCGCCCAGGCGCAGGUGCAAGUCACCAAUAAGAUUUACGAGAUGCUUGGGCGGCCGGUGUUCAUGUUCUGCCCCACCGAAUACUGCGAGACACGCGCCCACCCGAGGAUCGCCGACUCGGAGUACCUCGACACGGUCGGCCGCUUCUUGCACUCGGAGAUUUACGUGAUGUGGACGGGCCGCUCCGUUGCGGUGAAGGAGUCGAUCUCCGGGCUGCUGCUCAACCCCAACAACAAGCAUGAGACGAACCUGAUGGCCAUCGCCACGACCUCACAGUGGCGACACGCCGUCGCGGAUGCGGAUGGGAUGAACACCGAGGACAACGCGUCGUCGAAGGUCUACUGCCCGGAAGAAGCUCUAAACAAGGCGCUCGCCGACUGGGAAAGCUUUUCAACACGGAGACUGCAAUCGGCCGCUGUCAGCCGCUCCGGCUCGGUGGCGAUGGACAGCGACUUGACGGUGCCGCCCGACGUCUCGGCCGAGGUGGCCCUGCCGGUGAUGGCCGUCGACGAGAUGGUGCACGCUGUCAUGGGCGACCCGAAUUUGCAAGACGCGACCGAGCCGGACCUCGUGAACUCGUUGGUGCCCGAGUACAACACCUGCACGGUGAUGGGCACGCCGAUUGGGGCAAAUUCGCAUAAGAAUAGCCACGAAGAAGGAGCCACGGGGACCAGUCGCUGCGAAGACGGAAGCGGCCGAAAUGACAACAACAAGGGCAAAGACCGCAAGGCCAAGAUCAACCUGUGGAAGCCGCAUGGCGUCUCGUCGGACAUCACGCAGCGAUAUCCUUCCCGAAUUCACCUGCACGCCAAAUUCUGCACCGACGACUCCGUAGCGAUGAAGCGCAUCGUGCAGACGCUGGCCACCGUGCUGUCGUACUCGGGCUCGGCCGGCGUGCACGUCGUCUGCGAGCCAGACGACUACCAGAAGAUCUCCUUCCUCGCCAAGCUCCAGUUCAACCUGAUCCCCACGAAGCGCGCCGACGGGUUGGAGAUCUACGGGUACCG